Molecule: messenger RNA, 515 nt
Organism: Amoebophrya sp. A25
Lineage: Eukaryota; Dinophyceae; Syndiniales; Amoebophryaceae
Source: the annotation of a GenBank genome assembly
UGACGCUCCUGGGGACGAGGUUGUCAACGUUGAUGGACAAGAGCAACAGUCAGUGUCUUCAGAAGACAAAUUGUCAGAUGUUGUUAUGGAGCAAGAAUCCGCUGCAGAAGAUGCAGAAGAUAUCAGUGUAGUGAAGUGUACGCGGAAAGACGAUUGGCAAGAGUGGGAAGCGCAAGGGUGGGAGUCGGAAUGGCAACAAGAGCAAGAAUGGCAGGAUGACGAUAAUAGAGAACGUUUGGACAGCCCUCAUCGUGUCACGCGUAGUCAGAAACGACGAGAAGCCAGGUACAGAGCAAAAGAGCGAUUCAGAGAAAUGAUGCAAGCACGCAAACAGCGUGCUUAUGAUCGGGUACAGGAACGCAAAAAGUUUGCUCAAGAAGUUAAACAAGAACAGGCGAAUGCUUGCUUAGUUUGGAGAAAGAAGCGGGAUGGCGAAACUGUCAGUAUGCCUGUGGAAAAGCAAGUGGAAAAGGAACAAUCCAAGACGUGCAGUGAGGAUAACAAAGCUGUUGAAG